AUGACAAUUACAAAACAACCAUUAGCCAUUAACUUAAACGCUGCUUUAUUCGAUGUUGACGGUACCAUCAUUGACUCCACUGAUGCCAUUGGUGAUUUCUGGAGAGAUUUCGGUAAAGACAAACCAUACUUCAAUGCUCAAGAAGUUAUUGAUGUUUCCCAUGGUUGGAGAACUUUUGAUGCUAUCGCUAAAUAUGCUCCAGACUUUGCCAUUCCAGAAUUAGUUAAAGAAUUAGAAGGUUCAGUUCCAGAUAAAUAUGGUUCAAAAGCUAAAGAAAUUCCAGGUUCUCCAGCUUUAGUUAGACAAAUCUUAGCUCUGAAAACAAACAACAACAAACAAAGAGUUGCUGUUGCCACUUCAGGUACUUAUGAUAUGGCUACCAAAUGGUUCAAAAUCAUCAACUUAGAAAAACCAGAAGUUUUCAUCACUGCUGAAUCUGUUUCAAACGGUAAACCUCACCCAGAACCAUACUUACAAGGUAGAGAAAGAUUAGGUUACAAAGCUACUGAUAAAUCAGUUGUUGUUUUUGAAGAUGCUCCAGCUGGUAUCACCUCUGGUCAAAAAGCUGGCUGUUUAGUUAUUGGUAUUGCUUCAACUUAUGAUGCUGAAACUGUUAAAGGUUUCGGUGCUGAUAUUGUUGUUCCAGACUUAACUCAAGUUAAAGUUAACGGUUAUGAUGCUGAAAAUGAUACUUUCCAAUUAGUUAUCAAUGAUUAUUCAUAUGCUUCAGAAGCUGCUUUAGCUGCUAACAAAUUCUAA
Molecule: messenger RNA, 759 nt
Organism: Hansenula anomala
Lineage: Eukaryota; Fungi; Ascomycota; Saccharomycetes; Phaffomycetales; Wickerhamomycetaceae
Product: HAD family hydrolase
Exons: 1
Coding region: 1-759 (252 amino acids)
Biological process (GO): glycerol biosynthetic process; response to osmotic stress
Molecular function (GO): beta-phosphoglucomutase activity; sn-glycerol 1-phosphatase activity
Source: RefSeq, a predicted model, not a curated record